UCACCAUUCGUCAACUGUGGUAAGUCCAAAUUUUAUUACUGUUUUAAUAUUUAAUUAAUUACCUGCGCCAAUAAUAACUCCGAUCACCCAUUUCUAUAACCCUGAUAGUUCAACAAGUGAAGCAGUGUACUAAAUUCUCAGAAGAUCAGAGUGGCAGUGAAAAUAACUUCCCAUGCACCAAUGUCUGAAGACUAUAUUCGCCAAUUAAUUUUUGGAAGUUUCGACAGCGCCUGAAUUGCAGUCAAAUCAUAACAUGUAGCUGUGAAUGCAUGGAAUCACUAAAAUAUAUAUCUUUUAACAAAAUAUUCAACUGUUCCAUCAUUAUUUGUGUUUCACUUAUAAGCACAAUACAAGUGAAAAGAUGGUAGAUCAUAUACCCAGCCUUGGUGAAAUAUAAGAGACUGACGUUCUCCGGCUGCAACUGAUAAACAUCAGUAUGGAGCAAUUUAAGCUCUCGGCUAUCAGUCCAUAUAUAACCUACGACCUAGCUAUGCUCGAAGGAUUGUUGAAGAACUUUCUAAAUUUAAGUAGAAUAGACUGAACUGUCUAUUAAAUAUAUAAAUAAUUAUUGUCCUAGCAAUUCAAUGCAAAAUAAAGAAACGUACACUUCUACAGGGAAUAAUACAGUCAACUGUCCAUGCACAGACGAUGCGCAUGAAUAACUUUGGCUCAUAAAUUUCGCAACUCAAAUUUAUAAAGUAAUUUUGUUGGAUAAUGAUUAGACAUAAAUUUUCAAAUUCUACAAUUGAUCAACUGAAUUGACACAAUACUACAGGUUGUGAACGUUAGCGUUCAGCGUAAUAAAGUUUGAAUCUAAAAUCUGCGAAUGGAAAAAGUCAAUCGAAAAGCGCUCUAUAGUGAUAUUCAAAUAAUGAAUGAAUUAAUAAUAAUGAAUUCGUGCAAUACACUCCAGUUGCAAAGGUGAUUUGAUGCUAUAUGCAAUUACUAUAAGCAAAAAAUCGUUUCGCAUUUGACGUCUCACUAUUUAGUAAAGGCUAGUUUCCACUCAAGAAAAUUAUCCGUUGAGUGGAACAGACAAGAAAACUUCUCUUUUUCUUGUGAGCUCUGGUUUGGAACUAAUGACUUUAAUACAAAGAAAAAUAUUCUUGUCCGUUCCAAUCCACGAAUAAUUUUCCUGAGUGGAAACUAGCCUUAAUUAAGCAGCGACAAUGAGUUCGUGUAUUGGCCGUUUAGAUUUAGCGAUGUGUAUUCUUGGUUUUCACUGCGGCAUUAUGCAUUGAUCCGACGGGGGGUCAACCUCAAAUGUGUUGAUGCUUAUGCUGGAGUGAGAAUAUGACACGAAACCCUACAUAUUUGCCACCUACUCUCUCUGAUAACUGUGUUUUGUUUUAGAGUUGACCCUCUCCCCCGUCACUUUAGCGAUACUAUUGGCAACAUCGCGUAUAUGGAUUUAAAAAUCGUUUCAACCGACUAGGCGGUAUUUAGCAAUUAGCAAACGUCGUGUAUUUUGCGGCCCACGACCGCCAUGAAAAAUCACAAGUCAGCUUUGAAAUUUAAAGUGUUUGUAAAUUGAUUGAGUCGGUUUUCUUUCAUGUACCGAGGUGAUUAUUUUUAAUAAUCACCUUGACUUUAAUCAUAGCCUAUCAAAGGGAAGAUAGCUGUGAAGCUCAUUAGAAUAACAAUAUAACUCAUUAUCUAUGUUAGUCAACGUUUAUUCAUAGAUCUGGUCCUUUCACCGUCACGUGUGUAUUGUAUUUUUAGCAAAUCCACCAAUAGCAAUUUCCAGUUUCCCUAUUGUUCGAGUCACGGAUAGUUGACUUUCGUAAAACAUUCAUAUUGGUUAGUUCAUAGUUAAUAGAAUAGAUGGUUUGGAAACUCAUCAGAAUAACAAAAUAACUCAUUAUCUAUGUUAGUCAACGUUUAUUCAUAAAUAUGGUCCUUCACUGUCACGUGUGUAUUGUAUUUUUGCCCAACUAACCAAUAGCAAUGUUUUAGGAAAACCAAAGUGGUAUUAUACCUAAUUUGCGGGUUCCGUUCCUGCCUGAGGACCGAUAUUUGCAAUUUUUGCAACUGCUCCUUCCACUCGCAAUUUCCAUUUAGAAAUUCAUUAAGAAAUGACUGUCUGAAGUUACGCAUGUGAUGUACAUAUGUGCUAGCCAGAUGGGCGGGGAAGGGGAGGUACAUUUCCUUGGCUCCGUGCAGGUUAUAGAGGAACCCAGAGAGAGGACCCGAAAUAACAAUAAUAUUGUGAAUAAACUACGGCAAAUUGUUUCUCAGGAAGCCAAAGUAAAAUUAAAUAUUGGCGUUCUGAGAAAUAAUUUGUUAGCGUUCCGUAGUUUAUUCACAAUUUUAUUAUUUGGAGUCCUCUUUAACGUGGAGUCCAGAAAAUUGAACUUCUCCUGGUUUCCCCCAAGUCUCUGGGGGAACUGUCGUUGGGAUACUGUCUUGACAGACAAACAUACAGACAGACAGGGAUCCGGACACCCACAGACAUACACAUACUGUACAAAAGCGGAUGAGAUCACAACUUCCUGACAGAGGUAAUUGGUAUUUAUUUUCGCACAAAACUUGAAAGUGCUUGGAAGUGCUUACUUAAAUCAUCAUACUUAAAUUGUUCUUGGUUAAAGUGGUUCCCUACAGUUGUAAAGGGACAGCAGCGAAAUUAAGGUCUUCGCAAUGACACUAAAUUUCGCUAUUUAUGUGAAAUGGGGAUUUUUUUUUUAACUAGAAUUGCUUGCGUAAUCUUUAUACUUCAAGCAUGCAUAAUCGUUCGAAAGGAGCAAAUUGUGUGUUGCUAUGGCAACAAUGUGGCCUAAGUGACAGCAGACAAAGAUCAAAUUUUGAAUUAAAAAUGAAUUUAUUAAAAUUUAGAACUACAGCAGCAGGAACAGUGAAUUUCAUUAAUGUUGCCCGUUUGAACAGUUUAACGUCACUUUUUCCUGGUUUCUACCACCUUAUUUUCUGCCCUUUAGUCUUUGAAUAUUCUGAUACAAGAGGUGGUGUUCCACUCAAAAUAGCCUGCGUAGCAGGCGGUAUUCGCGGGCACGAGAGAAUGGGAAGCUUGAAAUACCGCCUGCCCAAAAACUACACAUUCUGAGUUCUCCCCGGCAGCUGGGUGCCGGAGCAUUCUGAUUGGUAGCCUGCGUAGCAGGCGGUAUCUGAUUGGUCAGAAUGUUGAUUUUAAAUUUUUGAUUGACAGGAGUACAGAAUUAGAAUAAUUAGUGCUAAUUUUAGAAGUUACUGUUGCCGUAUUUAUAAUAUAAACUAUUGUUAUUUUCGUAAUUGUACCGAUAUAUCGAGUGAUGGCAUACACUAACCAAAAGAUAACGAAUGUAUUAAUUGAGAAUUAAGCGUUGAAUUCUUUAAUCUUUAUCUGGAAUCGGAAAUCGCUUCGUCUUGAAGAAUGAACAACGAAUAUCAAUCCAACAUUUGUUGCUUGAAGAUUUGAUACCGUGAUAAAAGUGCAGAUUUGAAGAUACAGGCUCGUAAAUGACAUUCUAAGUCGUGUUUUUGAUAGCGAUUGGAACAAGCCUAUUACAAAGUUACGUUUGAAGGGGCCGAAGUUGUGUUCGGCGAAAGAUAUGGCUAGUCUAUAUUUUUGUUCAGACAAUUGCGUAAUUUGAUAAUACACGAACUCGCUUGACUUUCAAAGCUCAUAAAUCGCUAUAUAUAAUGUUGACAUCGACUAAAACUAUCGCUGUGAAUGAGGACAUAUUGUUACACUGAAUCGAACGUGGUAUUUUUGUCUUCGUAGCAUUGAAUGAACCGAAGAUGUGAAACGUCAAAGCCGUAUAUUUGCACUGGUGUAAAUACGUGAGUUUGACCAUUAAUUAAAAUAAAUACAUUACUGUAAGAUGGGCGGGACCAUGCGGUGGGCGGAACUCAAAAUGUGUAGUUUUUGGGCAGGCGGUAUUUCUAGCUUCUACCGCCUGCUACGUAGGCUACUUAAGAACAAGUGGUCUAAAAUUCUCAAAAGAAGGCUUAAAGUGUACAGGAAAGGUUGCUCUAUUUUCUGAACCACACAAAUACUCAUAUAUUUUAUUACAAGUAAAAAUAUAUGUGAUUUACUACAAUUAUAGGACUUUCGUCAUUUUUGUUGGUUCAGAACACAAAGCAAUUUCAGAGCAAGCAUGUGUGAAAGUUUCAACUAAUUACUACAAGUAUUUCUUGAGAUAUCCUUUUCAGAACACUACGGGGUGGCCAAAUUUCUGAAUUGGAACAAUUAUAAAUCAAAUUUCGAAUUUUAAGAUAAUAUGUGGGCUCACUUAUAUCCCUCAUAAUUGAAGCUCAUUCUCAGCAAAAAUGUUGCUGCAAUCUAAAAUGAGUCACAUGCAUUAGUUUCUCCCUCUUUUUCUUGAUCUUGGUCCCCCUUCUUCUUCUUCCUCCCACGUAGAACUUUUCUCCGCAAUUUUAUAUUAUCUUGUUCUUUAUAGUCCGCUUUUUUCAACCUAGGGUUAUCAUAUCGAGAACAUUCAGCUUUGCAAUAUAUUCCAGGAUUAAUGCCAAUGCUCUUCAGAACUUGAAUAAAAGCUUCACAUCCAAUAUUGAAGUGGGCAAUAGCAUCAUGUACUCCAAGUUGCAGUACACUCGACAAAUGUUUGUUUUGGUAACUGUUCCCAAAUCAUUCAUUUAAAGACUCAUUCUGAUUUUGAAUCUUGCCAUCUAAACAUCUUGGCAAAAGGCCAUUAUCACUUGGCCUGUCAAAUGUUGCUUUUUAAUUGCACCGCAAUUUCCACAGUCAUGCCAGCUCCAUGUUUGUAUUUAUUCGUUUUAUUUGCCUUGUAACCGCAUCAACUGUCCUGACCUUCUGGGCAAUGAGGAUGUAGUGUUCGUUUCUCUGUUGAUGCUCAAUGAAACAAGCAAGCAUAAAUAGCUUAUUUCUUCAUUCCCUCCAAAUUGCCAGAUUUACUUCGUAUUGCAAUACCGUAAUAAUUUUUUAGUCUGUCUAUCAUUUUAUCUGUUAAUUUCCCUCUCCCCCCUAAAUCCUUGUUUUCUUUCUUUAGUUUUCGUAAAACAUGCAGUUCCCAAUCGCUUCUGAACAUGACCCACACAUUCCUUUUUCUCAACAAUAAGCCCAUGAUCUUUGUAUCCUUUACAGUCUCAAAGCUUUUGCUGUCUUUGUCACCAAAAUACUCAUCAUAUACUAACUUAAGGCUUUCUAUUGAACGUUUAAACAUUCUAGAUGCUCCCUCAGGUUCCGUGGCUGUUGUGGUGAUUAGCCUUGCACGUAUCUUGAUGAUCUUUCCUCCAUGUAGCAUUUUUUUUUGGGGGGAGGGGUGUUUUUAGUUUACAUUUUUUACACACUUUGCUAAGUGCCUCAACAUCAAGCACCUUUCCCGUAUCAAUGCUGAUAACGCUUACACAGCCAUUCAGAGAGGCAAAUCCUCUUCUUUAAUUGCCAAGUGCCAUUACAAGAUAUCCCACAUUUGACCAGCCCAUCUUUGGACUCUGGUUUUAAAUCAUGAACAUUGGCGUACCGGAAGGAAAAAAUUAGGGGGGCUGAAAGAAAUUUGCCCGACUUUUCCUGAUUUUGCCCGACUAGUACCGAAUUUUUUUUGCCGGCUGAAUUUCCGACUAAAUUGACAGAAUUUGUCCCAUUUAUUUUUAUUACAAACCAAAAUUGCCCGACUGUUGAUCGAAUUUUGCCCGACUGCUCAACAAACCGCCCCCCCCCGCCCCGUCCCCCCGCCCGGUACGCCUAUGAUCAUGAAGCUUUGUAGCAGCACUGAUCAUUGUUUCCGACGAAACCUCUUUCACAGCCUUUGAAUGAAUGAACAACUUUAUUUAUAGAUGGUAAAAACACAUGACAGCAAUAUAACUGAAAAACCUGCGGCCCUCAUAUACAAUACAUAUACAAAGUUAUUAAUUCUACUUUAAAACGUCUAAAAGCUACUUAGAGUAAAUAUGUAAAAGAUCUUAGGAUUAUAAAUUUAUAUAUACAAAUUAUAUACAGUACAACUUGCUGGUCACAAUAGUAAUUCAAAGCGAUCGGUGCCCUUAUAAGAUUCUAAGAAGUAUUUUUUAAGGGCAAACUUAAAGGAAUUAACGCUAGGUUUCGUCUUAAUAUCCUUUGGGAGAUUGUUUCAUAUUUUAAUGAGUUUGUUUGUUUCAUAUUUUUAUGGUUCCAUAUUUUAGCAGUGCUCUUGUCAUAUCAACAAACCGAAUCCUACUUACGAUUGGUGUACCCGUAGAUAUUCAGUCAUCAGCAGCCUUUAGUCGCUUUGAAGGAUUUAUUUUCCUAGAGUCGUUUUCGUUUAGGCUGUUCAUUAUGGCCGACAUGAUUCACCGCAGUCCUCGACCCCGUUUCUUUGAUGUGUGUGCUGAUUACCACAUAAUUUUCGCUUUUUUGAAUAACCAGAUCGAGCACGUCUCAAACCAACUUUUAACACCAAACAAACAGUAUUGAUGCGAAAAUUUAAAUUGCAAAUGAGGAAAUGCUUCGCUUAAAGUUUUGCUGUUUAAAUCAGUUUAUAAAGCCACUUUUCCAAACGAAAUACUUCAUGUAAACAUGUAUUAAAUGUCCUUGAUGGUUCUGACAAAACGAAAUCAGGGAGGGGUGGGUAAAUAAUUGUUAUAUUUUUCAAAACCAAUCGGUAAGAUUCACAGUAAACUAUUCGUUGCUAAGGUGGUUGCUAAGGAAAAAAAUGGUACAUUUGUUCAGUAUUUCCCAUUUUUCUCCUAUUCAAUGAAGAAAUACAUCACAACAUGAAAAUAUAAUAAAUAGGCAUGACAAUUUGCUUCUUUCAAAAAAGUGAAAAAAAUCGACAUUUUGAGUGGAUCGAAGACCACCAUAUUAUGUCCUUGAGAAGACAUUGAAUUUAACUCUAGCUUCUUGACCUAUAUACACAGGGGCGUUUCGCGGGUAAGGGCGGUCGCCCCCAAUCGCAAAAAAACUAUUCUCUGGAAAAGGCUAAACUGCAGAGAAAUGGGGUACAAGUUACAUCCUCGAAGCUGAAACGGAUUAAGUACGUCUCGAUUGAGGAAAACGACGAAAUACUGGAAGAGCUUGAUUUCUAAAAUCUCGUUAAAACAGUUGUAGAUAUGGUUCCAAGAGGAAUAGAUUUAGUUUAGAUUUAAAUGUAUAUACAUUAUGAUAACAUGAAUAUUCUUCUCAGACUUAUUCUGUAUCAUAUAUAAAAGCGAGUAGAAACUUAGGAAUGUCUGGGAAAAUUUAUGUCUUCGACGUACUACAAAAUGCUUGAAAUCACAUUUCAGGGAUUCUAAAUUUUAAAAUUUUCCCUGGGGUGCAUGCGCCCGAACCCCCCUAGAGCGUACUUUGUAAUCUUCGGAAUUCUGCAAGAUUUCACCCCCAAAAUGCUUGAAAUCACAUUUCAGGGACUCUAAAUUUCAUAAUUUUCACGGGGGUGCAUGCCCCCGGACCUCCAUAGAUGGUCUCGCGCCUUCGGCGUUCGCUUCGCCCCCCCCCCAAAAAAAAAAUGAAGGUCUGGCUACGCCACUGUAUAUACAACACAUUAACCGCAGGUAAUAGGAAUAAUUUUCCUCGCUUACCAAAAUUUGGAAUGCUUUGCGUACAUACGUCUACGACUAUCUAAAAACGUUUACCACGGUUUGCUAAAGAAAAUUUUUGUUGCAGUUUACAGAAAAAUGGCAUUGUCUAAAGUGGUUGCAAAUAUGAAAGACGAGUUAUCUGCGGAGACGCACAAACGCAAGAAACUUAGAGAAUCCGAAUUAUUUGUUCUUGACAAUUCUCUUCGCGAGAGUACUGUGGGACAAUUGCGAGGUCAUACUCUGGAAAAUAAAUGGAAGAUAUACGAAGAG
Paramuricea clavata is the source of this 7740-nucleotide messenger RNA. The record is from the annotation of a GenBank genome assembly. Lineage: Eukaryota; Metazoa; Cnidaria; Anthozoa; Malacalcyonacea; Plexauridae.